AUGUUUCUCCUGGUUCUCUUCGCCGCUGUGAAUGCAGGCCAUGGGGGACACGGCCGACCUCGCGCGGCGCUGAUCGCCCUCGCCAGCGACAACGACGUCGACGGCAUGGUCUCCAGCAUGCGCGACGUCGAGAUCGGCUUCAACAGUGCCCACGAAUACGACUGGUGCUUCUUCAGCACCGCCGAGCUCUCGGUCUCGUUCAAGGAAGCCGUCUCCAAUGCCACACCCGCCGUCUGCACUUUCGAUGUCAUCCCGGCCUCGCACUGGUCUAUGCCUGCACGCUGGCAUGCUGGUCUGUUCGCCCGCGAGAGUCGCCUCAAAUUCUACGACUUCUUCUGGAAGGUCCAAGCCGGUUCUCGUUAUACCUUUGACUUCAGGUUUGAUCCUUUCCGUGCCAUGCGCGACAGCAACCGUAUCUAUGGCCGCAGCAGGAUGGAUCUCGGCGACGUCGACGCCUCAAAGAGUCUGUACCAGACGGCAACGCAGUUCAUCAAGAAGAACCCUACCAUUGUCGAGCCUACCGCUGACAUCAGUUGGGUCCUGGGUCCGAAGAAAAACGAGCUUGUCAAGCAAUACGCUCUCGAAACACCUGAAAGCACGCGAAUCGUUAUGUCUGAGGCUGCAGCCCUGGGACACCAAGAUGAUGCUGAAUCUCUUGAGCUCAGUUUCCCCUGCAGAAACCAACAUCAGGCCCCUUUUCAGAGCACCAUCCGUGCAAACAAGCAAACCUGUCCCACGUCAGGCCCCCUCGAGAUGGGCAGCCUGGCCUUCUUCCGCGGGCCGUCGUUCUCGCGGUUCUUCGACCAUCUCGACGCCGACGGAACCUUCUACUACAACCAUCUCGGUCGCAGUCCUGUGUCGCCCCUCAGUGCGGCCCUCCUCGCACCAGACGCCCUCUGGCUGCUUGACGAUGAUGCUUCUUGCCGCGCCGGCACCACGACCGUCUACGACACUCCGCCACCCGUCGAUCCCUCUUACGAGGUGCCUUUUCUGGCGAGCCUCAUAUGCGGUGACUAUUUUGCAUGGACCGCAAGCUACCUGGCCGGGCUGGACGACUACAGCGUGCUGUGGAGGCAGUACUGGGAUCUCCUCGCUAGGGACUUCAACCAGCAGGCCGUCGGCUUCAAGCAGCAUCAGGGGUUCACUCAUAAGGGUGAUAUCGGCAACAAGGCUCUGACCUUUUUGAACGAGACCCUCUGA
Messenger RNA from Verticillium alfalfae VaMs.102, 1200 nucleotides. RefSeq names its product glycolipid 2-alpha-mannosyltransferase. The transcript has 3 exons. Lineage: Eukaryota; Fungi; Ascomycota; Sordariomycetes; Glomerellales; Plectosphaerellaceae. Gene Ontology annotation, biological process: protein N-linked glycosylation; cell wall mannoprotein biosynthetic process. The record is from RefSeq and is a predicted model, not a curated record. Gene Ontology annotation, cellular component: Golgi apparatus; membrane. Bases 1 to 1200 code for a protein of 399 amino acids. Gene Ontology annotation, molecular function: alpha-1,2-mannosyltransferase activity.